Molecule: messenger RNA, 1207 nt
Organism: Diaporthe batatas
Lineage: Eukaryota; Fungi; Ascomycota; Sordariomycetes; Diaporthales; Diaporthaceae
Exons: 5
Coding region: 144-1139 (331 amino acids)
Source: RefSeq, a predicted model, not a curated record
GCACUCUCAUUUCAACGGUGGUUUAAAUGAGCAAACCACCCAGCGCUAGUUUCUGCACACUGCUGAAUGCAAUGGUUCAAGUCAUUGCCAAAAGAUUUCCCGCUUCACUUCUGAACAGUCUUGCGCCACAUCAGUCCGUCUGAAUGGCUGACGAUAGGGGCUAUGUCAUCCUUGCCUUGGUCGGUAGCCUACUGCCCGUGGUGACUGGAGUCGUGGGUUUGCGUUUCUACACCAGAGCGUCUCUCGUCAAGUCGAUCGGUCACGAUGAUUGGGUCAUUCUUCUCGCCCUGUUCUUUACGCUCGCGACAGGCAUUGACCAGGCUGUUAUGACAACCUUGGGGCUAGGACAACAUGCUUCUACCAUUUCCCCCAACGGCUUGGAGAGAUACACCUUUUGUUUCUGGCUCUCCAUCCUGUUCUACUACUGCAGCUUGGGUUCCAUCAAGCUUGCUCUACUUCUGCAGUACAAGUCACUGGUUUCCGUGAAAUCAAAGACGCUGAUACUCGUCGUCACGAUCUUGAUCUCAGCUUGGAGCGUGUCACUCAUCCUAGUGUCGAUUUUUAACUGCUCUCCGGUGUCCGGGUUCUGGAGACAUGACAUUGGGGCUACUUGCAUUCCUACUCUGCCACUCUGGUAUGUUAAUGCGGCAGGAAAUAUUCUGACGGAUCUGAUAAUAUUUUCUCUGCCCAUCCCAUUUGUGUGGAAGUUGAACAUGCCUUACUCGCAGCGAUUGUCGCUGCUCUGUGUGUUCUGCCUUGGUUUCUUUACAUGUGCCCUAUCCGUGGUCCGAAUCGAGUUCCUGAACCUAGGGGAUGACCCGACUUACAACAACGUAGCACCUGCCGCAUGGUCAUUUGGAGAACUCUGUGCCGGUGUUACCACCGCUUGCCUACCUACCUUACGGCCCCUUCUCUUCCGAGUGGUGAUCCCAAAGCUAUCGUCAACGACCGCCUUCUUGAGUCGCAAGACGCCACUACGCAGCAGGAGUUCCUUCCGGUCAGCUUCGGGUGCUGCCGUGGAAGACGUCGAGGCUGGGCUGGCGAACGGUGCGUGUGAGAUGGCAGUGACUAGCAAACAUAUGGAGGAAGCCAUGGACUCUCCCGUAACUACGAAGCAGGAGUUUCGGAACGCAAUGUAGUUGCACGGCGGUUUCGUUCCUCUGAGCCUAUCCACCAGCACAUGAAUAAUGAUAAUACUACUGUAAAA